Tripterygium wilfordii is the source of this 1983-nucleotide messenger RNA. RefSeq lists its product as uncharacterized. Lineage: Eukaryota; Viridiplantae; Streptophyta; Magnoliopsida; Celastrales; Celastraceae. The transcript has 4 exons. Gene Ontology annotation, cellular component: endoplasmic reticulum. Gene Ontology annotation, molecular function: catalytic activity. The coding region runs from base 375 to 1826 and encodes 483 amino acids. The record is from RefSeq and is a predicted model, not a curated record. Gene Ontology annotation, biological process: GPI anchor biosynthetic process.
ACUAACAUUUCUCUACUGUCCAAUAAACACCCACACCCAAUACUCACACUAUCACACAAACAUUGUGUUGGAGCAGUUGGAAACAAAAACUUUUAAAAUAAUUUAAAAAAAAGGAAAAAGAAAAAGAAAAAGAAAAAGAAAGUCUUCAUUAUUCAUCCCUCUCAACUUGGGUGCCACGUGUCAACAACCAAUUUCCAAGAAGACUCCUUCCUCUCUUACAAGUUACAACACUUUGCAUUCAUAAUCUUUUUGAGUUUUAAGUGUUGAAAACAACGCUGCAACCUCUCUGUUUUCCAUUCUCAUUCUGCAACUCUCAUCACUUCAAUAAACUUAAAUCCACACCUCAUUUCCUUCAAAACCCCCAAUUCUCCAACAUGCUCAGACUCCUCCACAAGACACUCCUCCGCCGCCUCCGGUGGACGAUCCGCCGCCGGUCAAGUCCCAAGGUCCUCAUCAAGAAGUUUGGGAAAUCCAAUUGCCAACAUCAAAAUGAUCAUCAGUCGAGCACCAUUAAUGGGUCUUCUGCAACUGUUUUUCCCAACAAUGAUCAUCAACAAUUGAGCGGUCUCAAAUCUAUACGUUUAGCAACAUUUAAUGCUGCCCUCUUCUCCAUGGCACCCGCAGUGCCUAACAAGUCAAAGAAUCUUGACUAUGAAGAAGAAAAUGAUUUUGGAAAAGCCGAUAAUGUCAAAUUAAGAGCCAAGUCCAUGAAUAAUCAUCGCUGUCGUCCGAAGAGUAUACUAAAACAAUCUACUCUGCAUCCGAUGAAUGGCACAGACAACCAGAAUCAAAAUCCCACAAAGCAACAAAAGUUUGCAAAAUCAAAGCUGAGGGUGUCGAUCAAUUUACCAGACAAUGAGAUUUCAUUGCUGAGAGGUAAGGCUCCCAUGAGAAGAGCAGCAAGCAGUGUAGGGUUUUCCAGGGAGAGACAAGACGUGUUUGGUGGUGAUGGAGAUCGGUUUAGGAGUACAAGGACAGUUGUUGAAGUGUUGAGAGAGUUGGAUGCUGAUAUUUUGGCUCUGCAAGAUGUGAAAGCAGAGGAAGAGAAAGCUAUGGAGCCUUUAUCAGAUUUGGCCGCUGCUUUGGGGAUGAAUUAUGUGUUUGCAGAAAGUUGGGCUCCUGAGUAUGGCAAUGCUGUGCUCUCUAAGUGGCCGAUUAAGCGAUGGGAGGCGCAGAAAAUCUUCGACUACACCGAUUUCAGGAAUGUCCUUAAGGCCACAAUUGAUGUCCCACAAGUAGGAGAAGUCAAUUUCAACUGCACUCACCUUGAUCAUCUUGAUGAGAACUGGAGAAUGAAGCAGAUUAAUGCAAUCAUCCAAUCCAACGACGGUCCUCACAUUUUGGCCGGCGGUCUCAAUUCCCUCGAUGAAUCUGACUACUCCUCGGAGCGAUGGACUAACAUCGUAAAGUAUUAUGAGGAGAUAGGGAAGCCAACACCAAAGGUUGAAGUGAUGAGGUUCUUGAAGAGCAAGCAAUACACUGAUUCUAAGGAAUUUGCAGGGGAAUGUGAACCAGUAGUCAUGAUAGCCAAAGGCCAAAGUGUGCAAGGGACAUGCAAGUAUGGGACAAGAGUGGAUUACAUAGUGGCAUCCCCGAAUUCCCCAUACAAGUUUGUUCCAGGGUCAUACUCAGUGCUUUCUUCAAAAGGGACUUCUGAUCAUCACAUUGUGAAAGUUGAUGUAGUAAAAUUAGCAGACGAAAACAACAACAACAACAAUGCUCAAGAAAAUGUGACCAGAAAGCGAAAGCAACCGAGACAGAAAGUUGUAAAGAUAACAAACAACUCCUCUUCAUCAUCAAAAGGUAUUUGGAAAACAACAAGAUGACACAGACAGACUUGUAUUUUUUUUCCCCUUCUUCUUCUUGUUCAUUUUCCACCUCUUCAUCAUCAAAGUAUCACACUGCCCCUAAAGCAACAUUUUUAGGUCAUGUAGAUCUAUGACAAUGUUAACAUGCAGUCAAUCUAAAAUCUUUAUUAUGAAA